Messenger RNA from Fragaria vesca subsp. vesca, 2540 nucleotides. Its product is annotated as G-type lectin S-receptor-like serine/threonine-protein kinase B120-like. Gene Ontology annotation, molecular function: ATP binding; protein serine/threonine kinase activity. The coding region runs from base 1 to 2397 and encodes 798 amino acids. Gene Ontology annotation, biological process: protein phosphorylation. The record is from RefSeq and is a predicted model, not a curated record. NCBI's taxonomy places the organism in Eukaryota, Viridiplantae, Streptophyta, Magnoliopsida, Rosales, Rosaceae. The transcript has 7 exons.
AUGGCCAUGUUUCUUCCUUUCAUUUGCUUGACAUUUCUUAGCUGCUUUUCGUUUUCAUCACUUGCAACAGACACACUUACACCUUCAGACACAUUGAGGGGCAGUCAAACCCUGGUUUCAGCUGGUGGAGUUUUCGUGCUUGGCCUAUUCAAUGAAAGCUCUUCAGGUUAUUACUAUCUGGGAAUUUGGUUCAAAGCUGAUGCAAACAAGGUUGUCUGGGUAGACCGCGAAAACCCCAUAAUGGAUUCAUCUGGCGUGGUUCAAAUCCGGUCUGGGAAUUUGGUUCUCACAGACCGUCGACAAGUGCUACUGAUAGUCAACACAGGAAGUCUUUCCACCACUACAACCAACACAAGCGCAACACUUCUUGAUACUGGAAACUUGGUCCUCAAGGAAGCAGAUUCAGGUACUACUAUAUGGCAGAGUUUUGAUAUUCCGACUGAUACUUUUCUCCCUGGGAUGAAGAUUGGGCUAUUUGGACUAAACACAACCCUGCAAACCUUUCACAUUCUUGUUUCUUGGGCAAGUCCCCAAAACCCGAUCCGUGGCCUAUUUACCUUAAGCAUUGAUGCCAACGAUCACACUAGGAUUUCGGUUUGGCGAGGAGAUGGAGCUGUGAUGGAUGUUGGUUUUUGGAAUGGAAAUGGCUUACGGUUUAUUUUUGAGAACUCAUCUGCUGGGAAUAUGUACAAUUUCAGUUUCCAGUCCAAUGGAUCUGAUGCCUUCUACACUUUUAGCACCCCGAAGAACUAUGACCUGAUGUGGUUUGUGAUGGCUUCAACAGGAACGCUGGACCAGUAUCUUAUGCUGGAUGGGAAGAUUUCUAAUGUGAGUCAUGCUUUGUGUGAAGAUUCAAAUGGUGGAAAUACUGGGAGGUGCUUGACUUCACUACCAUCUAUGUGUGACAAUGAUGGUAAAUUUUCUGAGAUGAAUGGCUUGCUGCCAUCUAACACUAGUAAUGAUUCCACCUAUUUGUGGACUGCUGAUUGUGAAACACUGUGCAAAAACAAUUGUUCCUGUACUGCAUUCACUUCACUUGAGAAUGGACAAUCAGGAUGCCAACUUUAUUUUGGGAGCAAACAAAAUCUAUUGAUGAUUGUAGAGAAGGGCGCGGGGGUUAUUUACAUCCGCAGUGGUGAUUCAAGUGAUGGUAAGCAGUGGAAGCUCUGGUUGUCAGUCGCAGUUCCUUUGGGUUCCCUCUUGAUUUCUAUUUCAAUCUCGUUCUACUGGUAUAUGCGUUGCAGAAGGAAACGUAAAGAAGAUCAAGUAACCAAACGAGAAUCUGAUCAAGCAAGGUUAUUCCAAAUGUGCUCCAAUGAUGCAUCGCCUAUACAACUCAAUGAAGCUAGAAGUGCAAAUAACAUGGAAUUAGGCAGACAGAAAGACCAAGAUCUACCGUUUUUUAGUUUUUCUGCAAUUAAGACUGCAACUGAUUACUUUGCAGAGUCUAAUAAGCUUGGGGAAGGUGGAUAUGGGCCUGUGUAUAAGGGUAAGUUGCUUCAAGAAGGACAAGAAAUUGCAGUGAAAAGGCUUUCGAAAAUUUCCAGGCAAGGAUUGGAGGAGUUCAAGAACGAAGUCUCGGUAAUUUGUAAGCUUCAACACAGGAAUUUGGUUAGGCUUUUGGGAUGCUGCAUUGAAGCAGAAGAAAGCAUACUAAUAUAUGAGUUCAUGCCCAACAAUAGUCUGAAUUCCUUCAUCUUUGAUUCAAGCAAACAUGUACUUUUGGACUGGGAGAGGCGCAUGAGCAUUAUUGAAGGGAUUGCUCAAGGUCUUCUGUAUCUUCACAAAUACUCAAGAUUAAGGAUCAUUCACCGUGAUUUAAAGACGAGCAAUAUUCUACUUGACUGUGACCUGAACCCAAAAAUUUCAGAUUUUGGCAUGGCAAGAAUUGUUGGCGACAAUGACAUAAGGGGACAAACAAAACGGGUUGUUGGUACAAUUGGUUACAUGUCUCCGGAAUAUGCCAUGGACGGACUCUUUUCUGAAAAAUCAGAUGUGUUCAGCUUUGGGGUGAUCAUAUUAGAGGUCAUAAGUGGAAAGAAGAACAUUGCCUUUUUUGAUGUUGAUCAGUCUCAAAACCUACUUGGCAGGGCUUGGAAUUUGUGGAAAGAUGGCAAUGGACUGGGGUUGUUGGAUUCAGCACUGCAUGCUUCUUGUUCAAGCAAUGAAGUUAUGAGAUGCAUUCAGAUCGGCCUUCUAUGCGUUCAAGAAAGGGCCAUUGAUCGGCCGUACAUGUCAGAUGUCAUUUUUAUGCUAAGCAAUGAAUCAAUUGCUCUGCCUCAUCCCAAAGAACCUGCAUUUUUAAGUCAGUUCUGCGCAGAUGCAGAUUCAUCUUCAAGCAGGCAAAGAUAUUACUCUAAAAAUGAUAUAACCAUGUCACAAGUAGAUGCCAGGUAGAAAAUUCAAAAUUGUCUUGUGUCUACUUGUUUUGCUUGUAUGAAAGUUGUAAAUAGAAUGCAACAGAAAAUGUACCUUUGGUUCUAUUCCUCCAAAUAUCUAUUUUCUGAAGGUCAGAGGAGUGGCCAUAAAUUUAGAAAGCC